CUUAAGGUUUAGUGAAAACAGUCGGGUGUGUUUUUUUCUUCUUGUGCUUACUUAAGUUAAAACAAAAUCAAACGUUUAUGUUUCAACGUUUUAUGACAACAUGACAGCAGAUAAACAAAAGAUUGACAAUCCAAUCGUAUUUUUUGACAUCUCAAUUGGAAAUGUGGAAGUUGGCAGAAUUAAGUUUGAGUUAUUUGCAGACCUAGUACCAAAAACAGCAGAAAACUUCAGACAGUUCUGUACAGGGGAGUACAGGAAGGAUGGGGUGCCUAUAGGCUACAAGAACUGCUCCUUCCACCGGGUUAUCAAGGACUUCAUGGUGCAGGGUGGAGACUUUGUCAAUGGUGACGGUACUGGUUUGACGAGUAUAUAUGGAGGAUCCUUUUCUGAUGAGAACUUCAAACUGAAACACACAGGACCUGGCAUUCUAUCCAUGGCCAACAGUGGUAAAGACACAAAUGGUUGCCAGUUUUUCAUCACUUGUGCAAAAUGCGACUUCUUGGAUGGCAAACAUGUGGUCUUUGGUAAGGUGGUUGAUGGCCUGCUGGUGCUGAGGAAGAUAGAGAACGUGCCCACAGGGCCCAACAACAAGCCCAAACUGCCUGUGAUCAUCACCCAGUGUGGAGAGAUGUGACACGUACAUUCACACACACGCACAUCUAUAAGCUUAAGUGACAUUGAGAGGCACCGAAUUCAUGAACAUGCAAUAUAAGGUUGAAGUGUGGAGAGUUUAAAUGGAGUAUGAUGGAAUUUUGGCUUAUUUGUCCAGUAAAAAUCAUGAAUGAAUGAAAUGAGUGUUGAGAUUUUGCAUGUUCAUGUAGCACAUUAAAAUUGUGACAAUAAAUGCAAUAUUGAAGACGAAAAUCAAUCUUAGAAUGUUGAUAAUCUUACAGAAUAAAAGUCUUUAGUCUGUAUCCAUGUAAAAUAGAGAAAGUAUUUUAACACGCCUCUUCUGAAAUGACUGCUUCAGUAUAGUCGAAGCAUAUGUGAUGCAAUUUUGAUGUUUGCAAAAUUGUUGUUAAGUCUUUUUUUAGUAGACAUUGUAUUGUUAAUUUUUUAUAGAAUCUUCAUUGUAACUGCAAUUGUCUUUGUAAAUAAUAUUCAAAAUCAUGAAUUGUCAUUAAAAAAUUAAUUCAUUUAUUAUGUUCACAAGUUCACAAAUUAAAAAGAUGAAUCUAA
This is a messenger RNA of Dreissena polymorpha, 1179 nucleotides long. RefSeq names its product peptidyl-prolyl cis-trans isomerase H-like. Gene Ontology annotation, cellular component: intracellular membrane-bounded organelle. Gene Ontology annotation, biological process: protein folding; protein peptidyl-prolyl isomerization. Gene Ontology annotation, molecular function: peptidyl-prolyl cis-trans isomerase activity. The record is from RefSeq and is a predicted model, not a curated record. Bases 101 to 634 code for a protein of 177 amino acids. NCBI's taxonomy places the organism in Eukaryota, Metazoa, Mollusca, Bivalvia, Myida, Dreissenidae. The transcript is spliced from 6 exons.